Drosophila busckii is the source of this 3166-nucleotide messenger RNA. Its product is annotated as balbiani ring protein 3. Gene Ontology annotation, molecular function: chitin binding. Gene Ontology annotation, cellular component: extracellular region. The record is from RefSeq and is a predicted model, not a curated record. NCBI's taxonomy places the organism in Eukaryota, Metazoa, Arthropoda, Insecta, Diptera, Drosophilidae.
AUUGCCAGCAAAGGUGAACCUACUUCAUCAAAAUGUCUGCAAUAUAUGCACUGCUUGGAUUACUGCUCUGUGUGCUUAUACCUAAUGGGGCAUACGCGCAAUACACCAAUGCGUGCGCCGAUGAAGAGGAUGGCACUCGACUGCCCUUGCUGUUGUCUUGCUCGCGCUUUAUAGUUUGCAUGGAACGGGAGAUAUCAGAAAUGCGUAAUUGUCCACGUGGCUUGCAUUUCAAUCCUGAGCUGCGCGAAUGUGAUUUUCAAUGGCGUGCUGGCUGCACUGCUCUAUCGUUGUUUGGCACUGGUACUGCCGACGCCGAUGAUGAUUGCACCUGCACUUGCUGCCAAGAGGAGUGCCAGAGUACCACGAAUACAACGCCUUGUCCGCCAUCUGGAGGGACCACCAAGUCGAGUGAGAGUGUGGACGACAAUACUAAGAGCACGUCAUCGUCGGCUGCAACGCCAACUGGUUCCACAGAUGCCCCCGCAACAGACAGCAGCGAUGAUGAUGUAACCAAUACAGAUGCCAGCAGGCAACUGAUGUCACAGAAGGUACAGCUGCCUACAGAUGUAACGGAUGUGCCUCAAAACACUGAUGAUCCAGCCGAUAUUUUGGUGCCCGCUUACUGCAGCGAUAAGCGCUCCAGCUGCGUCAACAAGGAUAAUGGUGCCAUGCUCCCAGUGAGCGGCAUCUGCACGAACUAUAUUCAAUGCAAUCACGGCUGCUGCACGGAGUUUACUUGCCCUAGUGGACUUUGGUUCAAUCCCGAGUAUAACAACUGCGACUACUUCUGGAACGUUGACAGCUGCAUUCCCAACGGCUCUAGCGAUACUGAUGGCGAAAUUGUUGGCCCAUCGGGCACCACGUGCUCGGAUCAGGGUGUCUGCGCUGGCAAGCGUGAUGGUUACAUGUGUGCAGAUCCCAAGACCAACGGCUACUUUGUCUGCCAAUGCCAGUGCCCCAAAGCCAUGCCCUGCGAUAAGAACACCAAAUUUAAUGAAACAGCCCAAGUUUGUGAUUGGGACAAGGCUGCAGCCGCCAAUGUACUCUGUCCAAAUGGUCUGGUCUAUAAUGCGACAUCCAGUCAGUGCGACUAUCCGGAGGGUUAUGUGCCUAAAGUUGUCUGCAAUAAUACGGAAACUAUAUGCCAGGGCAAGGAGGAGGGCACUCUCUUUCCCAUGGAAGGGGUUUGCAAUAAGUUCUACAAGUGCAACUAUAAUUGCGCCGUCGAGCAAGAUUGCCCCAAUAACUUGCUAUACGACAGCAAUACCCAACUAUGUGACUAUCCUCAGAAUGUAAACUGCAAGUGGCCGCACAGUCCACCAAGUGGACCCAACGCUGGACCUUCUGGCAUAUCCUGCGAAUCUAAUGGUCGUUGCUUGGGUCAAAAUGAAGGCACAAUCUUCCCAUCUGAGAAAAACUGCGGCUCAUACUCAAUCUGCCAGUGUGAGUGUGAGGUGGAAAUGAGUUGUCCAGAUGGCUUAUACUGGGAUACUACGUACUUAACUUGCAACUAUGCAAACCUUGUUAAAUGCAAUCUUAAGCCUUCUCUUUGCAUUUGUCUUGCAAUUGCACUUUACGUGCCGACGGUCUCUGCCGCUUGCUGUGAAGAUGGUGAAACCAAACGCGAUGACGAUGACUGUACCAUGUAUUAUUACUGCUGCACAGGGGAAUUCGUGCAUAAGUCCUGUGGUGAAGGUGAAUGCUGGAAUAACAGGACAAACUGUUGCGAAGUAGAUAUCGGCCAGUGCUACUGCGAUAUCCCUGAGCCUGAUUGUGAGGAGGGUUCUACCAAGUGGGAUUCCUAUGACUGCGCCAAAUAUUACCAAUGCUCCAAAGGACAAUAUGUCUCAAUGUCUUGUCAAGAUAAGUACUACUUCAACAACAGAACACAAAAGUGCGAAGUAGACAAAGGACAAUGCAAGGCGGUUUGUACAGAAGGAACUAAUACGACGGAUUCCGCUGACUGUACCAAGUUCUACAAGUGCUCUAAUGGACAGUUGGUCUCUGUCAGUUGUCCCGUUAACCAGUACUACAACAACAAGACGUAUGAUUGCGAAGAUGACAAAGGACAAUGCAAGGCGGUUUGUACGGAAGGAACUAAUACGACGGAUUCCCUUGACUGUACCAAGUUCUACAAGUGCUCUAAUGGACAGUUGGUCUCUGUCAGUUGUCCCGUUAACCAGUACUACAACAACAAGACGUAUGAUUGCGAAGAUGACAAAGGACAAUGCAAGGCGGUUUGUACGGAAGGAACUAAUACGACGGAUUCCCUUGACUGUACCAAGUUCUACAAGUGCUCUAAUGGACAGUUGGUCUCUGCCAGUUGUCCCGAUAACCAGUACUACAACAAUAAGACGUAUAAAUGCGAAGUAGACAAAGGAGAAUGCAGACCGGUCUGUACAGAAGGAUCCAAUAUGACGGAUACCGCAAACUGUACCAAGUUCUACAAGUGCUCCUCUGGACAGUAUGUAUCCGUUGCUUGCGACGUUGGUUACUACUUUGAUGGAAAAAACUGUGCCAAAAAUACUGGACAAUGCGUCGUGGAUCAAGAGAAUUGCAAGGAAGGAGAAAUUACACCAAAUCCCGGUAACUGCGCAGGAUAUUUAGAAUGCAUCAACAAUCAAAACGUUGCGAAGAAGUGUCCACCAUCUACCUUCUUUAAUGUAACAGCGAAUGCUUGCACUUACGAUACUGAUGGCGUGUGUAUACCGAAAGAUUGUGACCCGGAGUGCUGCGACCAGCCCAACGGUUGGCUAAGCUCUGUUGACAAGAAUUGCUCCGCCUUUAUGCAAUGCGCGGGCGGCAAAUCAGUUAUUAAAAGAUGCGGCUAUAAUCUCCAAUUCAAUAACGACACCAAGCAGUGUGAUUAUCCCCAGAAUGUUCGCUGCGAUGAUGGAACUCUCCCACCUAGCGGUCCCACUGCCGGGCCUUCUGGCCUUGCUUGUCCAAGUGGGGGUGUUUGUGUUGGUAAACCUGACGGAGAAAUGUUUGGCAGCACAACCAAGACAUGUUCUUCUCAAUACAUUAUUUGUCAGUGUGAGUGCGAGGUGCAGAUGAACUGCGCUCCAGGAACUAUGUAUAACGCAAAUAUUUACGCCUGCGAUUGGCCUCAGAAUGUGAAAGGUUGCUAAACUAUAUAUUAUUAAUAAACAUUACUAAAGCUCAA